Molecule: messenger RNA, 1105 nt
Organism: Gossypium raimondii (Peruvian cotton)
Lineage: Eukaryota; Viridiplantae; Streptophyta; Magnoliopsida; Malvales; Malvaceae
Product: acid phosphatase 1
Exons: 3
Coding region: 213-983 (256 amino acids)
Molecular function (GO): acid phosphatase activity
Source: RefSeq, a predicted model, not a curated record
UUUGUCCCUAUAUCCAUUAACCCUCAACUAAUUUACUAUCUUCCAUUUUAAUAGAUCAUCAUUCCAUGUGAUAUUCCAUAACUACAUGACAGGAUCAUGGUUCCAGCCUAGAGUAAGACCCCACCUCCCCAUGUGAUCUCUUUCCUUUUAUUACCCACCAUCAACGUUCCAAUUUCAUAUCACUCUUCAUUCCUCACCUACUCUCUGCAAAAAUGGCAAGGAAAAUUGUGCUCAUUCUGGUACUGACAUGCCUCUGCAUUGGGCUAGCAGCUGCUGACUGGAACAUCUUGAACCCAAUAUGGAAUAUCAAUGAAAGACAAGAUAGCUUGAAAAACUACUGUGAAAGUUGGAGGAUCAAUGUGGAGCUGAACAACAUAAGGGAGUUCGAUGUAGUGCCCCAAGAAUGCGUUGCUCACAUCAAGAAGUACAUGACUUCAUCACAGUACGAUGCUGACUGCCAGAGAGCUAUCGAGGAAGUGACACUAUACUUAAGCCGCUGUUGCUCUUUGAAAGGUGAUGGCAAAGAUGCAUGGAUUUUCGAUGUUGAUGAUACACUCAUCUCCACCAUUCCUUACUUCAAGAAACAUGGUUUUGGGGGAGAGAAGGUGAACUCAUCUUCUUUGGAGGCAUGGAUGGAAGAGAGCAAGGCACCAGCUCUCGACCACACAUUCAAGCUCUUCCAUGACAUUAAAGAUAGAGGGAUGAAAAUCUUUCUAGUCUCUUCAAGGAAAGAAACCCUUAGAUCUCCUACCGUUGAUAACCUCAUUAAUGUUGGAUACCAUGGAUGGUCUAGGCUCUUCUUAAGGGGUUUCGAAGAUGAAUACAUGCAUGUGGAACAAUACAAGUCCCAAGUGAGGAAAACAUUAAUGGAUCAAGGGUACCGCAUAUGGGGAAUCGUUGGAGAUCAAUGGAGCAGCUUAAAGGGUUUGCCAGAAGCAAAGAGAACAUUCAAGCUGCCAAAUUCCAUUUACUACAUGUCUUAACUUCAUCUGAAUAAAUUUUUAUGCACCCAUUUUCCCACCUCAUGUGCUUUUGUAUUUGCUUGCGGUUGUUUUCAGAAAUCCAAUAUAAAAUAUCAGUAAAAAUAUCUAUAUUUAUCUUCUAA